AUGACGACCAUGGAUUUGCGUGUCGGUAACAAGUACCGCAUCGGCCGCAAGAUCGGAAGCGGCAGUUUCGGUGAUAUCUAUCUCGGAACCAACAUCAUCUCUGGCGAAGAAAUCGCCAUCAAGCUCGAGAGCGUCAAGGCUAAGCACCCCCAGCUCGAAUAUGAAGCUCGUGUCUACAAGUCCCUCGCGGGUGGCGUCGGUAUUCCUUUUGUCCGCUGGUUCGGUACCGAAUGCGACUACAAUGCCAUGGUGAUCGACCUUCUGGGCCCUAGUCUGGAGGACUUGUUCAACUUCUGCAAUCGCAAAUUCUCGCUCAAGACCGUUCUGCUACUGGCCGACCAACUUAUUUCCCGCAUCGAAUACAUUCACGCCAAGUCUUUCAUCCACCGUGACAUCAAGCCCGACAAUUUCCUCAUGGGUAUUGGCAAGCGUGGCAACCAAGUCAACGUGAUCGAUUUCGGUCUUGCGAAAAAGUACCGUGACCCCAAGACUCACUUCCACAUCCCCUACCGCGAGAACAAGAACCUCACUGGUACUGCCCGGUACGCCAGUAUAAACACCCAUCUGGGUGUCGAACAGUCUCGUCGUGAUGACAUGGAAUCCCUGGGUUAUGUCAUGCUCUACUUCUGCCGCGGAUCUCUUCCCUGGCAGGGUCUGAAGGCUGCUACCAAGAAGCAGAAGUACGACCGUAUCAUGGAGAAGAAGAUGACCACCCCCACUGAGGUCCUCUGCCGUGGUUUUCCUAACGAGUUUGCCAUCUAUCUCAACUACACCCGCUCGCUCCGAUUCGACGACAAGCCCGACUACUCUUACCUCCGCAAGAUCUUCCGUGAUCUCUUCGUCCGCGAGUCCUUCCAGUAUGACUACGUCUUCGACUGGACCGUCUACAAGUAUCAGAAGAAUGCUGCCAUGAUUGUGGACGCUACCAAGAAGGACAAGGACGACGAGCAACAGCGCCGCCAGGGGGCUGCCGCUGCUGCCAUGGGCCCUGGUGGUGCCGCUAAACCCGGUGCCAUCUCCGGCCAGCGCCGCAAGGUUAUUGACCGCGGCACCCUCGACAACACUCCGGACACCAACCGCGCCGUGGGAGGGAUCUUCGGCGUUAGGCUGCGUUCUGCCUCGAAAGGUGCUGCUCUAGGUGCUUAUGGACCUUCUGGUGGCCGUUCGAAGCGGGAUGACGGAACAGGGGCUCAGUGGUACUAA
Penicillium argentinense is the source of this 1203-nucleotide messenger RNA. RefSeq names its product casein kinase 1 family protein. The record is from RefSeq and is a predicted model, not a curated record. Gene Ontology annotation, molecular function: ATP binding; protein serine/threonine kinase activity. Gene Ontology annotation, biological process: peptidyl-serine phosphorylation; endocytosis; signal transduction. The transcript is spliced from 4 exons. Gene Ontology annotation, cellular component: cytoplasm; nucleus. Lineage: Eukaryota; Fungi; Ascomycota; Eurotiomycetes; Eurotiales; Aspergillaceae. The coding region runs from base 1 to 1203 and encodes 400 amino acids.